Messenger RNA from Girardinichthys multiradiatus, 7257 nucleotides. RefSeq names its product FERM and PDZ domain-containing protein 1 (gene frmpd1a). The transcript is spliced from 16 exons. The record is from RefSeq and is a predicted model, not a curated record. Gene Ontology annotation, molecular function: protein binding. Lineage: Eukaryota; Metazoa; Chordata; Actinopteri; Cyprinodontiformes; Goodeidae. Gene Ontology annotation, cellular component: cytoskeleton. Gene Ontology annotation, biological process: signal transduction. Bases 488 to 6703 code for a protein of 2071 amino acids.
UGUUGGUGCUGCUUUAUUUAAAACUUUCAGUGGGUUAGUGUUCGACAGAGAGAGAAGAGAGGAAGAGCGAGAGAGAGAGAGAGGGGGAAGAAGGAUGGGAUUGUUGAUUGAGAUUACCGAGGUUUAAGCACCUCACCCCGUCCCUCCGCAUCACCUGCUGAUGGACCUACGCAUGGACUACCAGACGCUCCUUCUACUGAAGGAUGUGGCGCUCUGAAGCCCCCAGGUGAUAUGGAUUAAUUGGCUUCUUCGCAGUCCAAGGAAGGCGCGGCUGGUUUGCGGCGCUUUAGCAAGUUCUUCAACGUUACCAGGGACCGUCGAGGCGGCCCGCCCAGGAGAGGAUUAUAGGACAGGAAUAGACACUACUCGGAGAUGAAGAUACAUCAUCCAGAUCUUCUUCAGCGAGAUGAUGGCCGAACAGAACGUGGAGCGCGACUGUAACCAGUGCCUUCAGGGAGCCCUGAGAGUCAGUGCAGAGAGCAGGUAAAUGGAGUCCCAGGACAGGAGUCGCUCCCCGUCCCGCAAGACCAGCCGAGUGGAACAGGUGGUGGGACGAUGGCUGAGGCGGUCCAGAGACUUAGGUAGCAGGUCUCACUCUCUGAGUAGAGAUCGAACUGCUGUGGACGGGAAAACAGGAGAGUCCAGUAGCUCCGAUCAGAGAAAUUACCCAUUCCGAUUCAACAUUCAGAUCCAAAAGGACCCUAACCUCAGUUCCCAUGGCCUCAUGCUUUCCACCCAGAUCCCCAUCCUGGUGCAGGAGGUAACUCCAGGUGGUCCUGCAGAUGGUCGUCUUGUCCCUGGCGACCAGCUCGUGAAGAUCAAUAACGUUGCUGUCGAUGAUCUGACCCCAGAGCAAGCUGCUGAAAUAAUUAGGGAGUGUCAAGACACGCUGACAAUGACUGUCCUCAGAAUCAUGCAAGGCCCGAAGUCGUCAUUCAUCACGCCUGAAAAGAGGGCAAAGCUCAGGUCCAACCCUGUCAAAGUCCACUUUGCCGAGGAGGUGGAGGUCAAUGGAUAUUCUCAGGGAAACUCACUGCUCUUCCUGCCCAACGUUUUGAAGGUGUAUCUGGAGAACGGGCAGACCAAGGCUUUCAAGUUUGAGACCAACACUACUGUCAAGGACAUUGUGAUGACACUAAAGGAAAAGCUUUCACUGAGCCGUAUUGAACAUUUUUCCCUGGUGCUCGAACAGCAGCACAACAGCAGCAAGCUUCUGCUGCUUCAUGACGAGGAGAGGAUACAUCAGGUACUCCAGAAGAAGGAAGUUCAUAACUACAGGUGUCUGUUCCGUGUUUGUUUCAUGCCUAAAGACUUUAAGAUGCUGCUGCAAGAGGACCCCGCUGCCUUCGAGUACCUUUACCUACAGGGCGUGACCGAUGUGCUGCAGGAACGCUACGCGGUUGAGAUGAGGUGUAAUGCUGCCUUAAGACUUGCUGCGCUGCACAUUCAGGAGAGGCUGGUGAGCUCUGGACUGUCCCCCAAAGCCAACCUGAAGAUGAUCACGAAGACUUGGGGCAUAGAAAAUUUUGUGUCGUCCACAUUACUGAGGAACAUGCGAGAAAAAGAUCUGAGGAAGGCUAUUGGCUUCCACAUGAAGAAAACCCAGUCCCAGCACGAUCCCAAGCAAAAAUGCUUGUCAGUAGAUCAAGCGCGGAUAAACUAUCUCGAAGAGCUGAGUGAUCUCAAGUCCUUUGGGGGAAAGUCCUUUGGUGCCACCUUGAUGCUUCAGGACAGGGAGUCGAUGGUGAGCCUACUGGUUGGAGCGCGCUACGGGGUGAGUCAGGUGGUCAACCAUAAGCUGAGUAUCAUGACAACCCUUACAGAGUUCAGCAGCAUCACUCGCAUCGAACUGCUGCCUGAAUCAGACAAAGUCAGCCUCGUCAAGAUAUAUCUACAGGACAUCAAGCCCAUCACAUUACUGUUAGAGGCAGGUGCAGCAAAGGAUAUGUCCUGCCUCAUUGCAGGUUACUGCCGUGUGUUUAUUGACCCCAGCCUCAACGUCUUCCCAUGGAUAGAUGACAAGAAACACAGAGUUUCUGCUGAAGAAGGUUACGUGUCACGAUGUGCAAGUGACUCAGAGGACUCUUCAGAAUUGGACAUGGAGCCGCUGUACAGCCUGGUGUCACAAGAUAACAAAGCCUGCCCUCGUGUUAGAUCCUCGUCAGACCCUGAUAGAAGGAGACGGAAGGACAGGGACCGGAUGAGAAGCAAAGACAGCAAAGCGAAGGGAGACACACAAGAGGAGAAUAAAAAACUAAAACAAGAGAAUUAUCCUGAUACUCCAAAGGAGACAUCUUCAUUAGAAAACAAUAAGGAGGGGAAAUAUGAAGACACUGUGGACAUAAAGAGACUUGGGUCAAAAAUACAAAUCCAAAUAACAGACAGUGGUUCAGGGGGACAAAAAGUAAGUCCUGAAACUGGAGAGGAAGAGCAGCCGUCGGUAUCAGAAGCAUCAGAUUCAUGUCACACUGACUCUCGCGUCUUGACCAGUCCCUCUAGUGACUCUAUCGAUGCCCUCGAGGAUGAUGCUUUAAUUUCAUGCUCCUCCUCUUCCGUCCAGACUCAUGCUCUCUCACAACCUCAUGUCUGCGUCCACUCCCCCUUUCAACUUCACCUCCACUCUGACGGCCACAUUCAGCCUCACCUCCUCACUCCUCCACCACCUCACUCUCAUCCCCUUAUUCAACUCACAGUUGUUAGCUGUGGAGAAUCUGGAGGAGGCUGCAGAAGGUCAGGUGAUGGAGCUGAUCCCAAACUUAUUUCCACCCCGUCUCAGAGCCCCAAAGUUCAAAAACGUUUAGGUGAACUCUGCUCUCCAGACAGCUCGCUGUGUUUCGCUGAGCUCUCCCGCCUCGCAGACCUCCUGCCGAGCCCUCCUGAGGCUAGCGAGGAAGACGAUGUUGAAGAAGACGAGCUGAGGCAGAAGGGAAAGUUACAGAGUUAUAUAAGUGUGACACUGAGAAAUGCAGAUGAUGGAGGAAGUGUUGGAGAGCAUCCUCUUUCCACUUCUCCACCAUCCUCAUCUGCCCACAAAGACUUUGUUUUUAACUUUGACCAAAGCGAUGCUCGCUGCUACUACAACCUCUGCUCUAACAUCACCCCUGACAGUGCUCACAGCCUUCCGGGUCCUCGGCAUCCUAAAGGGACCCAUAAGAAUGAGGUGAAGGCUGAGGAAUGUGAUCCAAUUCCCGUCCUCCAGCCGCCCCCUGGAUUCGGCGAUAGCAGCUCUGAUGAGGAGUUCUUUGAUGCAAGAGAUCGCUUCACCUCACCUGAAGAUCCCACGUCAGGCACGGUCCCAAAAGGCAUCCGAACAAAAAUGAAGAUGGACAACUUCAGCAUUCUCAGCCUGAGUGAUAUCAGAGUUUCUGUGAUGGACACAGGUGAAAAUGGAGGGGCAGAAAUUGACAAACAGCAAGAUGAAGAGGAAAGAGGAGGCAAAGAAAUGAUGUUCCUCCUCCGGAAGAGGUCCCGAAAGCGACGCUCUUUCAUGGAAACUGAUUACACCUCUACAGUGACAUAUCCAGAAUCCAAUCUGGAAUCUGAGUCCAACUUAAACUCUUGCAGUCUUCUCAAAAACAUUUUGACAGGUGCAAAUGAAAACCCAUUGCUAACUUCAGAUCCUGAACCCUCGGAGCAAACCCAAAAUCCCAGCCCUACCAUGUCCUCUCUCACUCACUCAGAAGGAGAACCAUCUCAGCUCGAGUCCAAACCCAUCUUGUCAAAGCUCUGCUCACAUGGACCGGGCCUUCUUUCUGCCUAUGAACAGAAUAGAGAUAUAAACCCCCCUUCAAGGACCAGGAAGCAGGAAAUGGAGAUGGAGCCAGAUGCGAUGGAAUCCAAAUCAGUCACAGAUCUGGUGAAGGUGGUGCCGCCUACCAUCACCGUUGUCCGCUGCCGGGUUGAUCCAGAUGGAAAGGAGAGUGCAGAUCGGAGAGGUGACGGGAAGGAGGAAGGGGAAGAUCAGGAGCAAAUGGGAGAAAGGAAAGAGGAGGCAGAAAAGGAGAAACCAACAAUUUUAACGGGAAACGGACCAAUCACUAGUCAUUUGUUUCUACCUGAUAUAAUUGAGGAAGAAGGAAAAGAAGAAGAGGCGAAGAAAGAGAAUGUGUUUGAAUUAUCAUCCAGCUUAAAGAGACCCCUCAUGGGUAGUGAAAUUCCACAGGAGGCUAUCAUAAUGCCAAAGGGUUUACCAAAAGUGAAUGAAAAGUUGGUCCCUGCACAGAUAAACACACAUAUAGAUAAAUAUUUCCUUCCGUUGAUUUCACCACCACCUCCCCCACUAUCACCACUUCUCCCUCAAACACCCACUGAACUCAAACCUGAAAGUGACCUUUUAAUGAAAGAGGCAGAAAUCUGCAAAAACAUAGAAACCUCAAUCAAACUUACGGCUUUAAAUCCCAAAGAACAGAUUAAAAACCACAGCAACGCUGCAAAGUUGUUCAAACAGACUUUAACAAGCAUUAACAAUGAAGAGCUCAUCGGUGUUCAUGAAUCUACAGAAAGCUUUAAUUCGGACAAUGUUUUUGAGGAUGAGGAUGAUGCGGACACCAGUAAUUCCCUAAAUUACACUUUAUGUGAGAAGCAAGAUGACAGGAAUCUAAAUUCAAACAGUUGCGUUGGGGAUUAUUCAACCCUGGGAGCUAAAGAUGAAUCACACAUCAGCACUCAGCUUCUUUUAAACAGUGAAGCCCAAUACAGGGGCCAUUCCAUCACUACAGAUCACAUUCUAGCUAUAAAGUCUAUUAGGGCAAAACUGACUGCUUCAGCAAACAUCAUCUCCUCUCUUAACUCAGGAACUACAUUGAAAAACGUUGUUACAUUAAAACCAAAAAGUGAUUCAACCUUGGUGAGUGGUGCAGCUGCAGAGAGUUUAAGAAGUCCCAGCAUUAUGAUGGCAAAGGCUGCCACUCUGAACGAUCUCUCCAAAGAGCUUCUGCCGCCAGCUCAUUUCAUCUUCCAGACUUGUUCACCAGGCAUCAUGGGCCGUUUAUCUGCCUCGACGCUGAGGGGAAAAAUUCAAAACUUGCCUCUUUAUUUAUCACGCUCCCAAGAAAGUCUAACUCAAGCAGGGGUUGGGAGUUUUGUGCAGAGUCUAGCUGGGGACACUACCAGGGAUGAUGCACAUACCACCGACAACUUUCACGAUAUCACACAGACCCUUGACUUGGAGACAGGCAUAGCACCUGACUCGGCCGAGUCGGACGAUUCAGAUGCAACGGUGACUGGAUCUGAGUUGGAUGGGGAGUUUUUUGUAGAAACAACCUCAGCGGAGAGAUCUGAUUUGGCACCUGAGAAAAAAGAAGUAAGCUGUCAGCUGCCUGUGCAGACUGAGCCCAAACAGCAUCAUCAAACUCUUUAUUCCAGACCUAAUGAUAACACGCCAGGACCAGUAACAGAGCCUCCUGCAUCCAUAAUAAGCCUCUUCCAGAGAGACACCUCUGAGUUCAUCACAGACACUCCUGGACCUAUUAAAGAUGCCUCGGAGCUAAACAUAAAAGUCAACAGUCUACAGGAGGACAUUCCAGGGUAUAAAGUAAAUAGUCAGUCUCUGAUAGUGAUGACCACCCAGAAUCUAAAUGGACCACAACUUGCUUUUAAUGGGCAGCCCCAAAGAGUAAGAAGGACAAGUAGUGACAGACCUUUGAUGGGUCUUUGUAGACCUUCAGAGCAGAUUUCAGGCUCUUCAAAAGCAUCGUCUACUGGUUGCGAAGUGUUUACCAUCUGUGAGGAUCUGUCCCAGACAAGUACUCCAGGCGACCUUGUUUCCACUACACCCCUUAAGUCUGAAUUUGGUUGCAGUUCUGUGCUUGCGUCUGGGUGUGAGUCAGUAGCGGAGGGGGUCCAGGUGCCCCUGGAGGCCUGUGGCUGUCCAGUAUCGUAUACAAACUGCUUCAGUGGGGAAGACAGCUUUGAUGAUGAGCUUACGGUCUAUGAGUUCUCCUGCCGCUCUCAGAACAGCGGCAUUUCUCAGACUUCCAGUGGAGGUCUUCAUCUUGUUACAUCUCCCCCUGUUCCCUCCUUCAUCUCCACCUCUUCCACCCUUUCCCCAUCAUUUCCCAACCCCAUCUUUUUCUCCUCUUCCACCUCUGAGUUCAGCCCUCUUCUGUCGCCCCACUCAGACACCUCUGAAUCAUAUUUGUCUCAAACACACAAGGACACUCUCAGUCAUCUGGGUCAGCAGCAUUAUCCAGAACCUCCCGAAGGUUUCCAAGUUCUUCGCAGAGAUGUUCAUAAACUUCUGUCAAUUUUGGAAGUAAGCGGCAGCUCUGAUCGAUCUGUGGAAAGGCUUGGAGGUCGUCACCCAAAGGACUCAUGCCCAGCGCACUUCACAGAGAACAAGAGGGUGCUCCAGUUAGAGGCCCGGCGGCUCAUGUCUGGUUGCCAGAAGGUGACAGGGACCGGACAGAGCCCAGAGGAAAUGCUUCAGUUCUUGGCUGACAGUUUCCGGACUUUGGUAGAGCUGGCCGGCGUUUGCCUCUGGUUCUCUGGUUGCGACAGGUGCGACCGAAGGAACGUAGAGGCAGUCGCAGGCCUGGCAGAUGUUGCGCGCUCAUUCAGGGACUUCUGCUUGGCGGCAGAGCGAGCCAGCAGCAAACGUAGUUGCCAGGACCUGAGCACCAAGCUGUUGGCAAAACAGUGCACGGCACUCACCGCCUCUGUCUUCUGCCUCACUCAGCUGUUCCGUACCCUCACUGCAUUGUGAGAGAACCGCAACCUCAUGGUGUCAUGUCCAGCCCGGAGCUGUUGUAAACUUUCUGAGCUGGGAAACUCAACAACUCAAAAUUACAGAGCCCAGUUUGAUGCACUUACAAGUGAUCGUGUGUAGAGGUGCAUGUGAUGACUUUCUUUAUGCUGCACAAGUUCUGCUGUCAACAAACUCUGUGGAUUUGUAAUAUUUAGAAACUGAUAUACUUGAAUGUAUGCUUUGUCUAUAGGUUAUUAUUUAUUUAUCUAUUUAUUGAAUGGGUCACUACUGUGUGUCUGAGGAAGCAUAAAAUGUCAGUGGACGAAGAAAUGUUUACAGACCUCGUUAUUAGCAGGAGAAACCGUGUCUCUAAGUCCGAUCACACAAGUGACACACAGUAAAUUUGUGUGAUUUACUCAUACACAUCAACACAUCAUGCCUCAUCAAUAUUAAUAUAACUUGACGGUCCACUGAGAAGAAAUCUGCAGUUUACAUAUACUUGCACACGGUGCCUUGCAAAAGUAUGGUAUUUUUCAGAUUUUACCAGGUUCCAAGCACAAACUUCUAUGUUU